AUGCCAAUUUCAACAAAUAAUCAAACUGAUGAAUUUGAACAACUUCAAAAUCAACUUCAGAAAGAAGUUACCGAAAUUGAAAAUUGGUGGUCAGAACCACGUUGGAAUCAAACCCGUAGAAAUUAUUCUGCAAAAGAUAUUGCUUUAAGACGUGGUACUUUUGAACCUGUUACUUAUCCAUCUUCAAUUAUGGCUGAUAAAUUAUUUAAAGUGUUAGACAAACAUAAUAAUGAUGGUACUGCUUCAAGAACUUUUGGUGCAAUGGAUCCUGUUCAAAUUACUCAAAUGGCCAAAUAUUUAGAUACUAUCUAUAUUUCUGGUUGGCAAUGUUCUUCAACUGCAUCUACUUCAAAUGAGCCAGGUCCAGAUUUAGCAGAUUAUCCAAUGGAUACUGUUCCAAAUAAAGUUGAUCAUUUAUUUAAAGCUCAACAAUUUCAUGAUAGAAAACAAUUUGAAGUUAGAGGUAAUGCUACUUCACAAUCUCAAUUAAAUGAAAUGGGUCCAGCUAUUGACUAUUUAACACCCAUUGUUGCAGAUGCAGAUGCAGGUCAUGGUGGGUUAACUGCUGUAUACAAAUUAACUAAAAUGUUUAUUGAACGUGGUGCAGCAGGUAUUCACAUGGAAGAUCAAACUUCAACAAAUAAAAAAUGUGGUCAUAUGGCCGGUCGUUGUGUUAUCCCAGUUCAGGAACAUAUCAAUAGAUUAGUUACUAUUAGAAUGUGUGCUGACGUAAUGAAUUCUAAUUUAAUUAUUGUUGCUCGUUCUGAUUCUGAAGCUGCUACUUUAAUUAGUUCAACUAUUGAUGUUAGAGAUCAUUAUUUUAUUGUUGGUGCAACUAAUCCAGAUUUAGAAUAUUCACUUUCUGAAACUUUAGAAUUAGCUAUUAGUCAAGGUACAGAUGGUAAUAAACUUUCUCAAAUUGAAAAAGAAUGGAGUGAAAAAGCUGGAUUAAAAUUAUUUCAUGAAGCAUUUGCUGAUGCUGUAACAAAUGAUAGUAAAAUUACUAAUAAACAAGCAAUAAUUGAACAAUUUAAUUCAAAAAUUGGUCCUUUAACUGAAACAUCAAAUCGUGAAGCUCGUCAAUUAGCUAAAGAAUUAUUAGGGUAUGAAUUAUAUUUUAACUGGGAAUUACCAAGAGUUCGUGAAGGUUUAUAUCGUUACAGAGGUGGUACACAAUGUGCUGUAAUGAGAGCUCGUGCUUUUGCACCAUAUGCUGAUUUAGUCUGGAUGGAAUCCAAUUAUCCAGAUUAUGAACAAGCUGUUGAAUUUGCUGAAGGUGUUAGAGAAAAAUUUCCAAAUAAAUGGUUAGCUUACAAUCUAUCCCCAUCAUUUAAUUGGCAAAAGGCAAUGUCAGUUGAUGAACAAUUUACAUUUAUUGAUAGAUUAGGUAAAUUAGGUUAUGUUUGGCAAUUUAUUACAUUAGCUGGUAUUCAUACAACAGCAUUGUCAAUUAAUGCAUUUGCAAGAGAUUUUAAACAAGAUGGUAUGAAAGCAUAUGCACAAAAUAUUCAACAAAGAGAAAUGGAUGAAGGUGUUGAUGUUUUAAAACAUCAAAAAUGGUCCGGUGCAGAAUAUAUUGAUGGUAUUUUAAAACUUGCCCAAGGUGGUGUUAGUGCAACAGCUGCAAUGGGUGAAGGUGUCACAGAAGAUCAAUUUAAAGAAAAGAGUAAAUUAUAA
This is a messenger RNA of Maudiozyma saulgeensis, 1677 nucleotides long. The record is from the annotation of a GenBank genome assembly. Lineage: Eukaryota; Fungi; Ascomycota; Saccharomycetes; Saccharomycetales; Saccharomycetaceae.